AUGAUCAACCUAUCUGCGAUUGUUGAGGCGAUUCAAAUUUUGUCAAGACUGGAUACAAUUAGCACUCAAGACCUUAUACCAUACCGAUCCACGUUGGAACAAACCUUGCGGAUUAUAGAGAAAAAAUUAGACACUAUUCCGAGCGAGAGUUCACGAUCGGAAACCAGUCUUCAACAUUUUUCCCAGCAGCCUACACCAGCAACUCCCAUUACUUGCUCGGGAUCAUUUGCUUGCAGUGGGACAUCAUGCGCUACCCAUUCGUCAGUGGAAGAGACCGGCGAAAAUAAUGACACGACCGAGGAAGCAUCGGAAGCCUUAGAUGUUCAAAGGCUUAUGGGUGCGCUUCAUGGUGCCCGUCGAUCUGAGAAAGUUUUCAAGUAUUUAUCAUCUCAAAGCGAUCCACUUGCGCAGAACGGUGACGAUUGGGUCCAAGAGGAUCCUCGUGUGGUCGAUAUCCGACUUUGCAACCGAGGCUGCUCACUGGAUGCGUGUUUUCGACGCGGACUUGGACAAAGAUCCCUCGCAAUGGAGUUUGAUGAAUGGGAACGUGAAGUCUUCGGAACAUCACGAGUAUCGAGGCGUUCUCUAGAUCCGAAGGCAAUUGACGAUAACAUCGGGCUCAUCAACAGGUUCCUAGCACAAAACUCUGUUCCCUUCCGAAACAAAGAAUCGGCAUCUCAUGGUAUUAGAGACGGCAUUCGUUUGCUGGUUUUCGAACGGAUAUAUGGUCACGUUGGAGUUUCAGCCAUUCUGAUAUUAUUGUUCACUUUGUUUCGAGAAGUCAAAUAUGGAAGUUUCGCGGCUCUGAAACGUCUGCUUCAAGAGACUGGUGCCUGGCAUAAUCUGGCAAAGGACAAAUCUUCAUGGUUGACUGCCUGUCAAAUUCGAUAUGAUGCAAGGCACACUAUGUGGCAAAAGUUCCAAGGAACUUUGGGGUGUGAAAUUAGCGGAAUUUUGCCCCAUACAAUACCAACUCAACUCACAGCAUUGGGUAAUCCACGAAACCAUGAGCAAAUGCGCGGUUAUCUCAACCCGGGGCUCACAAUAUCAAGAAAUGGCUUCAAUCUUCACCAGCUAGACCCAUAUUCACAUGAUAGACGACAACGUCUGAUUGAACACGAUACAAUAUCAACCAGUCAAGCGCCGCGGGAAAGAAGCGUUCCGCUGGCUAUCUCUGAAUUGAUCAAUCAGGAUUCGGAGCCUCGACCUCUGACUCACUCGAGAAAUACCGAAACAGAUAUGAGCUCUGCCAGGAGCAACAGUAUAGAAGCGGCUGCAUAUCUGACAAGACAGAUACAACCAGUUUUUGAGCACGAAAGUGCAGUCUUGGAACUCCGCACUCGAUAUGACGUGGAUCAAGCUCCACCAAAUUUCAAUCAAUGUGACUUUGGAACCAUCCGGCCACUCAGCCAAGAUGAGACCGUGGAUAUGGAUCUCUGCGCCCAGUUUGGCCCUGGUCGCAUCCCUCCAGUCUUCAAUCAAUUUGACUACGGGACGAUCCCGUCGGUCAGCCAUGACGAGACCGUGGAUAUGGAUCUCUGCGCCCAGCUGGAUGCUGGUCACCCUCCAGUCUUCAAUCAAUUUGACUACGGGACGAUCCCGUCGGUCAGCCAUGACGAGACCGUGGAUAUGGAUCUCUGCGCCCAGCUGGAUGCUGGUCACCCUCCAGUCUUCAUUCCCAGCUAUGGAACUGUUUCAUCGACUACCCAGAACGAAGACCAAUCUGAGGGCCUCCGUAACAAUGACAGUAAUUUCCCAUAUCGCCAACGCCCUAUGCUUUCCGUAUUUUGA
This is a messenger RNA of Penicillium salamii, 1791 nucleotides long. NCBI's taxonomy places the organism in Eukaryota, Fungi, Ascomycota, Eurotiomycetes, Eurotiales, Aspergillaceae. The record is from the annotation of a GenBank genome assembly.